Messenger RNA from Fibroporia radiculosa, 363 nucleotides. RefSeq lists its product as uncharacterized. Bases 1 to 363 code for a protein of 120 amino acids. NCBI's taxonomy places the organism in Eukaryota, Fungi, Basidiomycota, Agaricomycetes, Polyporales, Fibroporiaceae. The transcript has 2 exons. The record is from RefSeq and is a predicted model, not a curated record.
AUGUCUGAGACAACCAAAGGAGAGACUCCCGUGAAUGUCCUCGAAGGUGGCGCACUCGACGAACGGUAUUACAAUCUCCAGGAGGAUGAGCUCGCCUUCUUCAAGGCCCAGACAGGUAUCCAAGAUGAAGGUGAGCUGAAGCAGCACAUCAUGAAAGCCCAAGAGAGCGCAUAUAAAUCCGAUGUAUGGAGUGGACUUUCACGCCUCUACGAGGCGCAUUUCUCGACGAUGGGGAAGGGGAUGAGCUACCACUUUGAAGUAAUGCUCACCACGCUGGAUCUGGUCUGCAGGUCUAUCCGUAUCCGUGUAUUCGCCGCUUUGCUUUCACCAAGUAUGUUUGUGCGCAAGGACUAUUCUGGAUGA